Laccaria bicolor S238N-H82 is the source of this 480-nucleotide messenger RNA. RefSeq lists its product as uncharacterized. The transcript has 2 exons. NCBI's taxonomy places the organism in Eukaryota, Fungi, Basidiomycota, Agaricomycetes, Agaricales, Hydnangiaceae. Gene Ontology annotation, molecular function: FAD binding. The coding region runs from base 1 to 480 and encodes 159 amino acids. The record is from RefSeq and is a predicted model, not a curated record.
AUGGCAAGCUUCACUUCAGUUGUGUACGAUAAACCCUCUGGAACGGUGUCUUUUGCGGCCGGAUGCAAAUGGGAUGAAAUUUACGCUGGUCUAGAGCCGUACAACGUAAAUGUCGCUGGCGGCCGCGUGACCGGUGUUGGCGUCGGUCUUAUUCUCGGAGGCGGGUACAGCUGGAUCGCGGACCAAUACGGCCUAGGCAUUGACAAUGUCGUUUCCUUUGACCGAGUCUUGCCAAAUGGGACGUUUGUCACCGUCAGUGACACUAACCACCCAGAAAUUCUCUUCGGCCUGAAAGGAAGACUGAACAAUUUUGGAAUCGUAAGCGGAAUGACCAUGUAUGCUCGUCCCUUGGGUGCAGUCUGGGUUUGUUGGUUUAUCAUGCCCGACGGCUUCUUUCAAGCAAUAUCAGUGAUCUUAGGGUGGAAUGAUUACUUACGCUCCCUCCGACGAGAUCAUCUCCCAAGCUUUGACAGAUUUUAG